AUGCAACUGAAAUUAUCUACCAGCCUUUACUACCCGAUCACCGUCACAGACCUGUUGAAGAAGACCGGCGAUGAGGUAAGCCAGGGGGAUGGGCUGUUCUCAUACACUUAUCGCACGACUGUGACGGAGGGUGAUGGGCUGGGUAACAAGGUGGACGUCGUGAGGACGUUUCCUACGAGAUUUGAAAGCACCGUUGACGGAACCUUGGUAGCUUGGAAGAUCCGGAAGGGACAGGUUAUUGAGGCACCUAUUAACAUUGCCGAGAUAGACGAGCCAUGCGCUCACGAAGUGCAAUUUGGUGGCAUGUGUGCCAACUGCGGCAAGGACAUGACCCAGUGA
This is a messenger RNA of Trichophyton rubrum CBS 118892, 339 nucleotides long. RefSeq lists its product as uncharacterized. The transcript is spliced from 2 exons. Lineage: Eukaryota; Fungi; Ascomycota; Eurotiomycetes; Onygenales; Arthrodermataceae. The record is from RefSeq and is a predicted model, not a curated record. Bases 1 to 339 code for a protein of 112 amino acids.